This is a messenger RNA of Saccostrea cuccullata (small rock oyster), 903 nucleotides long. RefSeq lists its product as uncharacterized. The record is from RefSeq and is a predicted model, not a curated record. NCBI's taxonomy places the organism in Eukaryota, Metazoa, Mollusca, Bivalvia, Ostreida, Ostreidae. Bases 4 to 903 code for a protein of 299 amino acids. The transcript is spliced from 4 exons.
AGUAUGCAAGAAAAAGGUCGAAUUGCCUUACUGCACGCAGUUCUAACUUUAAUGUUGUCGCAUGUUGCUGCCUUACAAGACGGACAUUUCGGGAUAUUGCAUGGAAUCCGCAUAAAGAAUCAUGUCCUAUCGGUGCAGUUUUCCCAUGUUCCAAACAUUCAGUGCUGUUUAAAAUGUUUACAACAUGGCGACUGUCACAGCGCCAAUGUCCACACGAGAGAAGGACUUUGUGAACUGAAUACUAGUAAGCUUGGACCUCGAGAUUCAGAAGCAGUUACGGAAUUUAACCAAUUUUGGUCUUUGUACUACAAAUCAAAUGUGGAGGACAGAGAACUAAUGCUUCGGGCGACAUCUGGUGUCGGGUUUAGCGUCAGAGACACUUGGUUAGGGACACUUCACCCACCCCCUCCCCAGGACGGGUGUAAAACAAUGGCGUCAGGAGCGUGUACUACACACUACAGGAAUCCCAAGGUCGAUGUCUGGAAGACUUUAUCUAUAUCUGAGGUAAUCAUAGAACUCUACAAGAACGGAUCCAGAGUUAUGUACAUGACCUUCAACGGGACUGGGUCUGACCUUGAGAGCUGGAUGUCCUCGUCCAGGCUCCUGACCAGUAGCUGGACAACGCUCUCUCCGACCAGAAAUUUUAUUUACUUUUCCGUCAAGGGGGAUCAGCCAUGCUCCCGUGUUUUCUUAAUUCUACAGAAUUAUGGUGGUUGCCCUCAAGACGCUGGGUGGUUCGUGGUUCUGGACCCCACCUCGUCUGACUGUUGUCCGGGUCAGUGGAGUGACCACCCAAAGAAACCUAAGUUUGUCUACUCCGCACUGGACAAUGUGGCCAGGUACCAGAGCCCCACCUUGUUUUUAUUUUUUUUAAUUUAUGGUACUGCCGGUGUUGUGGAGUAA